This is a messenger RNA of Cylindrotheca closterium, 1176 nucleotides long. NCBI's taxonomy places the organism in Eukaryota, Bacillariophyta, Bacillariophyceae, Bacillariales, Bacillariaceae. The record is from the annotation of a GenBank genome assembly.
AUGAAGAUUGAACUACUUGCCUUCUUGUGCUCAGCUCUUGUUCCAGCUGCCACCACAGCGUUGGAGAGUUGGACUUUUGCUGAAGUUGAUGCGGAGGUUCCCAUCGCUGUUUCCGAUCACUCUGGGGUCCGCUCGCCAGAUAAUGGACUCGUCUACCUUGCCGGUGGUUGCGACCACCCCAGCGGAAAUGUUUGGAACGCCGAUUUCGCAACUUUCAUUUGUGACAGUAUCACUGAUGCCUUCUUCGCCUUUGACCCUGCCACAAAGACCUUUGAGACGUUGGAGAGCCUUCCCCGUCCUCGCUACCGUCACUCUAGCGCCAUUGUUGACGGUAAAGUGUUUCUGUUGGGAGGACGUACCUUGUUCGAUGAUCUGAUUCCUGAGAUUGAUAUGUACGACAUUGCCACCAAGACCUGGAGCACUCCCAGCAGCUUACCUGCCGAAUUCGCGGUUUCUGACCAUGCAGGUUUUGGGAGCAGCGAUAUCUACAUCGCUGGAGGUUACGACCAAAACUAUACUGCCAUGAGCCGCGUCGUCAAGAUUAGUGGUGAUGGGCAGACCUUCACCAGGGUCGGAGAUUUGCUUGAAGAACGUGGAGACGUUUUCGGUGUUGCCACCAAGGAUGGAACCAAGGCUUACGUCGCCGGGGGAUUUACCCAUACGAACUGGUGCAAGCCCUUGACUUCUGCUGAAGAAUACGACUUCAGCUCUGAAACAUGGACCUCUCUUCCCGACCUAGUUGAUGCUCGUGGUGAGAUUCUGCUCGUUGAAAACAGGGGACACUUGUACGCCAUUGGUGGCGAGGGUCCUCUCGACGAAGGAGUCUGCGCCUCCAAUAACUAUACCAUCGCUACGAAGACUGUGGCCACCGAUCGCAUUGAAAUUCUCAACGACGGUGAGACCGCAUGGAAGAUCCUUGAGGAUUUUCCCGAGGAACGCUUCCGUUUCGCUGCCGUUGGUGUCGAAGAAGACGAUGUUAUUUACACCUUUGGUGGACAAGUCAAGUUCGACGAUAGUUGUCAGUGCUUCAAGACUACUAAUAAGGUCUUUGUCUACGGAAAGCCUGAGGAUGUUGCGGAUAAGGGAACCAUCGUUGAGGCUGAUUCCGGAAGCGCCAAAUCCCAUUACGCCGCCGUUGCUAUUUUUGCCCUCGGUCUGGUUGUUACUUUGUUCUAA